AUGGAGGUCGAUUGUAAGAAAUGUUAUAAAAAUAUAAGCUCUAAAGAUGGAUUGUGCUCAGAAUGUAGACUAAAUUCAGACGAAUCGCAAGGUUUUUUUGGAAAAUUCAGCCACCUGUACAACACUAUCCUCGGAUUAGCCCUUAAACCCAAUGAAAACAUAAAUAACUCGAGAUUUGAUGAAAAUUUAAAGGAAAAUAAAAGACACGAUGGGUUUUUCCGCAGAAUAAAAAGUUUUUAUAGAAAUGUGGGCGAAGAUGAGCCCGAAGAGUCGGAUCACAGCGAGUCCACGAACAUCGUGGAAACAAAUGACCAAAAUGAGGAAUCUGCGGACAGAGAUUGGUAUAUUCCAAGCAUAAACCGCAACAUGUCAAUUGUGAAAAGAGUCACAUGGGCGGACCAGGGCGAAGAAUCGAGCAGCAACCCUGUCGAUGCUGGGCCUGCGCAAGGGUCCUAUUAUCCACUGGAAAGCGGAACCAAAUGGGAUAGGAGCUUGAGCAGAGAAGCGAACGAUGCCGAACAAGAGAUUAUAAGCUCUAUGUCGUCGCUGGGCCUGCGCAGGAUGGGGAAGGAAUUGAAAAAGAUAAACAAGGAAUUCUCCAAAUCGAUGCACCUAGCGGCCAGACUAAAGGAGAAGCUGACCAAAAAAGACCACAAGCCCUGCGAGUACGACUACCUGCCGAAGGAGGGAGAAGGAGACAAUAACCUGUGGCGCUUGAAGCCGAAGGACGAGGAGGAGUACCAGAAGCUGCUCUUCUUCAGAGAGGCGCCGCUCAGGAAGUACGGCGCCGAAGAGCUGAGUAGAUCGAUGGAAAGAGCAAUGAACAGCAGAGGCAGGAUCGUGGAGAGGUUCGGAAUAGAGAUAAACAGAAUAAACAUCAAGUGCCUCUUCGAUACAAACUGGCUCAACGACGAGGUCAUCAACUUCUACAUGUUUAUGCUGCAGGAGCAGAGCGAGCGCGCGCGGGCGAAGCAGCGGCUGCCCUCCUGCUACUUCUUCAACACCUACUUCUUCCCGACGCUCUGCGGAUACGGAGUGCAGGGGUUGCACUACGACUACAGGUCGGUGGCGCGCUGGACCAAGAGGAAAAAGGUGAACGUGUUCGAAAGGGACCUGCUGAUAGUGCCAGUGCACGUGAACGAGGUCCACUGGGCGCUGGGCGUCCUGGACAUGAGGAGGGGCUCGCGGAGGAUCAUGAUAUUCGACUCGCUGGGGGGGAAGAACCCGCGCUGGUUCAGGACCAUCAGGCGCUGGCUGAUCGACGAGCACAAGGAUAAGCUGAAGAGGCCGCUCGAGGAGAUCGGCGACUGGAGGAUUCCGAUGAACUACACUGCGGAGCCGUACGCGCCCCGCCAAAACAACAAUUACGACUGCGGAGUGUUCCUGUGCCAGUUCGCGAAGGGCAUAACGUUCGCCACGGGGUUCGGCUUCGCCAAGGAGUCCUCGCAGUACCUGAGGAACUCGAUGGUCCACGAAAUACUCAGAGCCCAGGUGGAAGUGUAG
Molecule: messenger RNA, 1503 nt
Organism: Theileria orientalis strain Shintoku
Lineage: Eukaryota; Apicomplexa; Aconoidasida; Piroplasmida; Theileriidae
Exons: 2
Coding region: 1-1503 (500 amino acids)
Biological process (GO): proteolysis
Molecular function (GO): cysteine-type peptidase activity
Source: RefSeq, a predicted model, not a curated record